CUCAGAGAGUUUCAGAAUGCACAAACUAUGAUAUUUGCCAUUGAAGAAAUUAACAACAGCACCAUUAUUCUUCCCGGCGUGCGACUCGGAUACAGGAUCUAUGAUUCAUGUGGUUCUGUGGAAAUGGCAGUAAGGGCUGCUUUAUCUUUGAUCAAUGGCCAAGACUAUACAACAACCAAUACUUCAUGUUCUCGUCCAGAUACUGUCCAAGCCAUCAUAGCAGAGACAUCAUCGACUCCUACAAUUGCUAUUUCUACGGCAGUUGGACCUUUAUAUGUGCCUGUGAUCAGUCACUUUGCUACUUGUGCAUGUCUCAGCGACAAAAUUAAAUAUCCAUCCUUCUUUAGAACCAUUCCCAGUGACUACUACCAGAGCAGAGCGCUGGCCCAGUUAGUCAAACACUUUGGUUGGACGUGGGUAGGAGCUUUAUGCAGUGAUAAUGACUAUGGGAACAACGGGAUGGUCACUUUUAUCAAAGCUGCCUUGGAGGAAGGAGUCUGUAUUGAGUUCUCAGAGCCCUUCUUCAGAACCAACCCGAGGAAGGACAUUUUGAGAAUAGUUGAUACUAUUAAACAGUCCACAUCAAAAGUCAUUGUUGCAUUUGUCUCCUACUCUGAUAUGGAGGUCUUAUUGAAGGAACUCGCCCUCAAAAACAUUACUGGCCUGCAGUGGAUUGGUAGUGAAUCCUGGAUUUCUGACAAGAAUAUUGCAAAUGGUCCAUGGCACAAUAUUCUACAAGGUUCGAUGGGUUUUGCAAUUCCAAAAGCUAAAAUAAAGGGCUUGCAAGAUUUUCUUGUUAACGUUGACCAGUCAACAGAAAUACCUAUUUAUAAGGAAUUGAUGGAGACCAUAUUUGGCUGUAAACUUGGAAGAAACAGCCAAAUGGACAAAGAACAGUGCAGUGGGAAUGAACGCCUGAGUGAUGUACACAAUCAAUACACAGAUGUAUCUGAUUUGCAAAUUGCAAACAAUGUUUACAAGGCAGUGUAUGCUGUUGCCCAUGUUUUGGAUGGCAUGAGGGCCUGCCCAGACACAGACACUGAGAAAGCCAGUGGCAAAAACUGUAUGAAAUCCACUGAUGAAGUCAGACCUUGGCAGGUUCUUGAAAACAUGAGGAAUGUGCAUUUCUCCAUCGAAAGUGGAGAGGACGUAUACUUUGAUGCAAGUGGAGACCCUGCAGCUAGGUAUGACCUGCUCAACUGGCAGCAGGAUCCAGAUGGUGAAAUAACGUUCAUUAAAGUGGGCUUCUAUGACGCCUCUUUACAAGACCCUCUCCAGCUGUCUGUAACAAACAGUAGCAUAGUCUGGACUCAAAAGCAACAUGAGGUGCCUGUGUCUGUGUGCAGUGAGAGCUGUCCCCCAGGCACCAGGAAGGCUGUGCAGAAAGGCAAGCCUAUCUGCUGCUACGACUGUAUACCAUGUGGAGAGGGAGAGAUCAGCAAUGAAACAGAUUUAGUCAGCUGCUUCAGAUGUCCACUGGAUCUCUGGCCAAAUACACAAAGAGAUGUGUGUGUCUUAAAGUCCACGGAAUACCUCUCAUUUGAGGAGAUCAUGGGAAGAGUUCUACUGACUUUCUCAUUACUAGGUGUGUCAAUGACUUUUUGCACAGCUGUAGUUUUUUUAAAACACAAAGAAACGCCCAUUGUAAAAGCCAACAAUUCAGAACUAAGUUUUCUUUUACUAUUUUCAUUAAAGUUAUGUUUCCUUUGCUCUCUUACUUUCAUUGGUCGGCCCUCUGAGUGGUCCUGUAUGUUGCGUCACACAGCGUUUGGGAUCACCUUUGUUCUCUGCAUCUCCUGUGUUCUGGGGAAAACAAUAGUGGUGUUAAUGGCCUUCAGAGCCAAUCUUCCAGGCACUAAUGUCAUGAAGUGGUUUGGGCCUCUGCAACAGAGACUCAGUGUUCUUGGCUUCACCCUCAUACAAGUCCUUAUAUGUGUCCUUUGGUUAACUAUAUCGCCUCCUUUUCCAUACAAGAAUAUGCAUCACUAUAAAGAUAAGAUCAUUCUAGAAUGUGAUGUUGGUUCAGCUGUAGGAUUCUGGGCCAUAUUAGGCUACAUUGGAGUCCUUGCUGUCUUGUGUUUCAUACUGGCUUUUCUGGCUCGAAAGCUACCUGAUAACUUCAAUGAAGCCAAAUUCAUCACAUUUAGUAUGCUGAUAUUCUGUGCAGUCUGGAUCACCUUCAUACCAGCCUAUGUCAGCUCUCCCGGAAAAUUUACUGUGGCUGUAGAGAUAUUUGCCAUUUUAGCUUCUAGUUUUGGAUUGCUUUUCUGUAUUUUUAUUCCAAAGUGUUAUAUUAUACUACUUAAACCAGAACAAAAUACCAAAAGACACAUGAUGAGGAAAAUGCCAAGGAAAACACUGUAG
This is a messenger RNA of Clupea harengus (Atlantic herring), 2364 nucleotides long. RefSeq names its product extracellular calcium-sensing receptor-like. Lineage: Eukaryota; Metazoa; Chordata; Actinopteri; Clupeiformes; Clupeidae. Gene Ontology annotation, molecular function: G protein-coupled receptor activity. Gene Ontology annotation, biological process: G protein-coupled receptor signaling pathway. The record is from RefSeq and is a predicted model, not a curated record. Gene Ontology annotation, cellular component: plasma membrane.